AACACUUGAAACGAUCCAGAAGCGGUGUAUCAAUCCCUAAACAAGACUGGCAUGCGAGACCGUUAAACGCACCAUUGAGCACUUCGGACCUUUGUGAGACCACCGCCUCAUUCCACCGGUGUUUCGCGCUAGGGUUGGAAUGUGUCUGCGCACACUUGGCAGUCUGCGUCGAGCGACACGAACGUGAAGGACUUACAUUUUGUAUCCCAUUUCUAAGAACACUGACAAAACAGUAUUAAGCGCAGCAACAGUUUUAUACCACCGCUGCUGUGCGUUGAUUUGGCCCCAAACCAAGGGACUAACCGGAUAUUUUAUACCUGGAAUGCUUUCACAGAACUAUAACCUAGGCUACAUGUAAACAGUUACUGUAAAUAAGUUUAAAAACGUCUACAGGAUGUGUAUAGGCGUAAUUUAAUCCUUCAUCUUUAAAUGAAAAUGGAGACAGCCACACCAGCUAAAAAGAAAACCUUGCGGAAAACAGCUCGUCGUGCCUCCCUCCGAACGCGGUGCCAGCGAUAAGGAUUGUCGGAUUCCAAAGCUAAUUGAGAGCAGUGUGCGAAGAGUGAAGUGAAACAAGCCUGCGAUUUUGACGUCAUUUUCAACACCUGCAUGCACACGCUACUUUCAGAAGGCCUGACUGAACAAGGCAGACGCUUCUUAAGGCAGAACAGAACCUCUGGAUGCAUCCGAACCUGAGUGCUGUUUUUAAGCACAGUCACGUUGCUCAGACUGGUCCGCGGUGAGAGUCUAUAUUUUACUGGUCUUUUGUUCUCCUUCUUCUAUUUUUCCAGGGCCAAGAUCGUGGCCAAACUAAACCGGUAAAACAAGUGAUGAAUGCACACUACCUAGCAUCCCAUUUCAAUGGCACAUAUUUGUGCAAUACAUAAGUAAAGACUUUUUAAGCAUUAAGUGCAAAUUAUUUAAAUUUUGACUUAUUUUAUCAUAAAGGUAAUAUAAUUCACACCUUAUAUAUCAUCCACACUGUUGGUAAGCUUGAUAAGCGCACAUUUGUAAAAAUGAGACUAGAUCUCUCUUAACCGUGCAACACUCAAAAGCCUCAAAAGUGCUGUGCAGUCAAAAUGAUUCCCCAUCACACUGACCUCAACCAUUCCAAAGACUGCACCAUCAUAACUAGUCCUCUAAAGACAUCAACAUAGAUUAGAGCCACAGUCCUGAGAAAACAGUCUUAGAUUAUUAUGGUUAAAUCAAUAAUACAGUUGAUUAUUAAACACUUAUAAAUGACUCAAAGCAAACAGCAUUCAGGUAGUAUUACUGGUCAGGGAAAUUCCUAAAGACUUAAGUGCCACUGUUGAAUAUAUAGAGUGCCCAGAUCAUGUUGCAUUGAAAUCAUACAGAAGACUGUAAAAAAAAAGAACAUUAGUUUACAUUUUAUGGUGUUUACAGUUGACCUUUGCUCUUAAGUGAAUAAUUCCUCAUAAUAAGUGCCAAAAACAGGAGAAUAUACUUACUUAAAAACCUAUGUGCUUAACAAAAACACUUGGAUUUGUCAGCUAAAAGCCUUCAUAGAUCAGAUAUCAUAACUCUGCCUCAACUGAUGUUUGAUGGAACACAUUUAUAAUUAGGAAAGCCAUUUUACCAUUGAGAUACAAACUUGCUUUAGCUUAUUUUGCCCUAAACCUCUGAGGAAAGGAGAACAGUGAGUGUUUUAUGAAGAUAAAAAAAACCAGCUCACUUCACCUCAAAGAGUAUUACUUCAUGACCAUCUCCAGCAUACUAAAGGAAUGAGAUGAACUUGCUGGAGUUUUGAUUGUUUUCCCAAAGCAUUAGGGUGUUUCCUCUGCUCUUUUGGAGAAACGAGUUUGCCUUGAGCCCGAAACGGCACUGUAAUCUCCAUCCCCCGAUUCCAUCCCAGAACUUUGCAUGAAUUGCUCCUUUUUCUUACAGACAUAUAAGGACUUCUUCAUUUAUUUAUGGACUGUUUUGAUACGGACUUAAAAAUACGUCGGACACCCGCAAUUUAAAUGCUUUUCAUGCAGCGUUAAGGAGGUUGUAAAGGAGGAUUCUGCAAUGGUGCAGUGCGUUGAGUCAGCAAGAGAAAAUAGCCUUGUUAGUCACAUAAAAAUGUUGCCCACCUUGGGAGCUCGAGUGCGUGUCACCCUCCUCUUCCUGCUAAUCGCUGCUCCGCUCAACGUAUCCUCGGCCAGUGUCCCAGAUCCCUCGAGACCCAGGAACACCUUCAGCAGACCCACGGUCAGUCCUACUGUCAGUCCCAGGCCUAGUAGCUGGGGGUUGUUGCCACCCCUGUCCAGGGGUGGGGCAAACACACGAGGGAAAGCUGCGACAGGUCGGCCAAAGACGCCGCCCCCUGUCGCGGAGAUGCCGCCAAGGCCACAGGCUCAGGUCAUGUUGUCGAAGAACGCGACGGCCGAUGCCCUGAAGCCUCCACUUGGCGCGGCACAGGUGGCCCCGCCCCCUCGGCGGCUGGUAGAGGUGGAUGUGUGUCGCGGAUACUAUGACGUCAUGGGCCAAUAUGACCUCACCUUCAACUGCUCCAAGGACGACUUCAUCUACUGCUGCGGGACCUGUCACUACCGCUUCUGCUGCCCAGAUCGCUCGCAGCGUCUCGAUCAAAACAUCUGCCACAACUACCACUCGCCCGUGUGGGCCAACACGGCCCCGCCUGGCACCAAGCCUCCCCACCACCUCCCUGACCCCGACCUCAGCCGCAUCGAGCAGAGCAACAACACCGUGUAUGUCAUUGGCGGCGUGAUCUCAUUCACCGUCGCCGUGGCGGUGGCUAUUAAGGUGGCAUUUCACAAGGCCUCACGGCAGCCGCGUAACCGGGAGCUCAACAUGCCAAGGGCCCUGGUGGACAUGCUGCGCCAUCAGUCCAGCCCAGUUCAGCAAGGAGAGAGAAACAACAGUGUAGCCCUGGGCACUGGAGGAGGGGAGAGUACUCUCAGCCGACCUCCCAAAAACCUUUACCCUACCCUGCAGAGCAAAGACAACAGACUGGGAAAUCUGCAGCACAACUUCAUUCACACUUCAGGUUCCAGUCCCAAACACACUGCCACCAUCGAACGUGUCCCACGUAUGAAUAACAUGCAGAUGACCAGUGGUGGGACACUGAAACCCAGUAAGCACACUAACGCCAUGAAAGCACAGCCCUCAUUCCAUCAAUCGCUGCACAACCUGGCUCAUCUCCCGCCCUCGUAUGAGGCCGCUAUGAAGCCCGAGAUCAACAGAUACUGUUCCCUCAAGCGCCUGGAGAAAGGAGGUCUGGAGGAAUAUUCCGGUUACUGCACUACUAAACGGAGACCCAACAAUGCCCCUCCGUCCUUCCACUCCUCUCAGCACCACUUGCCUUGGGGAGGUGACUACACCCUGGGAGGACGAGGCACGCUCCCCACCCAUGCCACCCGACCACGGAUACCCCACCCGCAGUCUGCCCCCAGCCACACUCCCAACCCCUAUCCUCUUGAGCCACCAGAAUCGAAACAGAAAUCGAAUCAGAACUAUGACACACUUUCCAAGCCACCUCGCCGAGUCAAGUCCACAGACCAGCUCCUUGCUCUCGGAGAUGGUAACACACUGUCCAGGAUCCCAAAGAACCAGCAGCAUCAGUACUACAAAGCCAUGAAUGCUGCAGCAGCAAAAAACUCCAAUACCCAGAACACACUACGCAAGUCUAAGGAGAGGUUGCUGAUGUCACCGGAUCACCUAGAGGAGGAGGUGGCCGGAGUUGAGUAUGGAGGAGGUGGUAGUGGCAUAGGUGGUAUGGGCGAAUACACAGGGGGUGGGGGCACGGUGCCCACCUUACCUCGCAUGGGCCACCAGAAGGCUCAGUCGCAACAGAAUGUCUGCGCCACCCCUUCACUCGACCGUCACCACAUGAUCAAGAUGAACUCGCACCCGACCUCAGGCCGGGAGCAGGAGCGAAACACGACCACCAUGCCAAGCCACGUGGCGGGCAGCGGCGUUGGAGGCGCGGGGUGGAGUGAAAUGCAGGGAACAGGGGUCGUCAUGGGAACAGGAACGCUAGGCGGACACACUGCCAGGAGGCUAGCGUUUGCGACCAAGAGGCAAAACACCAUCGAGCAGCUACACUUUAUCCCUGGGGGCGGGGGAGGGGGUAGUGGGGUUGGAGUGGCUGGAAACCAGGGGGUUAGGACAGGGAGCAAGAACGAAGUGACUGUGUGA
Electrophorus electricus (electric eel) is the source of this 4161-nucleotide messenger RNA. It is a transcript of the gene shisa7a, whose product is annotated as shisa family member 7a. The record is from RefSeq and is a predicted model, not a curated record. Lineage: Eukaryota; Metazoa; Chordata; Actinopteri; Gymnotiformes; Gymnotidae. Gene Ontology annotation, biological process: regulation of AMPA receptor activity; regulation of short-term neuronal synaptic plasticity. Gene Ontology annotation, cellular component: dendritic spine membrane; postsynaptic density; postsynaptic membrane.